Ixodes scapularis (black-legged tick) is the source of this 1287-nucleotide messenger RNA. Its product is annotated as alpha-1,3-mannosyl-glycoprotein 2-beta-N-acetylglucosaminyltransferase-like. Gene Ontology annotation, biological process: protein N-linked glycosylation. Gene Ontology annotation, molecular function: alpha-1,3-mannosylglycoprotein 2-beta-N-acetylglucosaminyltransferase activity. The record is from RefSeq and is a predicted model, not a curated record. Bases 1 to 1287 code for a protein of 428 amino acids. The transcript has a single exon. Gene Ontology annotation, cellular component: Golgi apparatus. Lineage: Eukaryota; Metazoa; Arthropoda; Arachnida; Ixodida; Ixodidae.
AUGUCAAGAUCUCGAAUGAAAAAGCUGCUAGUGCUUGGGGUACUCAUCUGGACAGCUGCGACUAGUCUCAUCUUCCUACAGAUCAGCCAGAGUCGGCUACAGAAAGCCAUCCACGCCCAAGCAGAGAUCCUGGAACGGGAUGUGCGUUCGCAGUUGUACUCUAACGAAGAAGUGUUAGAUCUGCUGAAGCGCUGGAAGUCCGUUGACGAAGCUCGUAAAACACGUCGUGAAGUCAUCGCUGUCCUCGUGCUCGCUUACAAUCGCUUGUCGGUAGAAACCACCCUGAAGCAGCUACUCCGGUACCGGCCGCCCGGAAUCUGGUUCCCUAUCGUGCUCAGCCAGGACGGCUUCCACGAGAAGACGGCUCAUCUUUUGCGUGAGUACCAGGAGCGGCAUGGCUUCCAGCUUAUACACCAGCCCGAUCAGACGGAGCUCACGAAGGGUGUUUCGGCCAUCUUUAACAUCGAAGGUUAUCACCGCAUAGCGCGACAUUACAGGUGGGCACUGAACAUGGUUUUUAACCACUUCAACUAUAGCGCCGCCAUCGUUCUCGAGGAUGACCUGGACAUCGCUCCGGAUUUUUUCGAGUAUUUUGGGGCCUUGAUGCCGAUUCUUCGCCGUGACCCAAGUUUAUUUUGCGUGUCCGCGUAUAACGACAACGGAAAGCUACAACAUGUGUCCUCGUCACCUGACAUGCUUCAUCGAACCGAUUUCUUCUCAGGACUGGGCUGGCUUCUCACGCGAGAGGUCUGGCAUGAACUGGAGCCCCACUGGCCCAAGGCCUUUUGGGAUGACUGGAUCCGCCAGCCCGAGCAACGCAAGGGACGUGCUUGCGUCCGACCCGAGAUCUCGCGCUCGCGCACCUUUGGCAGAAAAGGAGUAAGCCGAGGACAGUUCUUUGACAAGUACCUCAAGGAUGUGCAUCUCAGCAGCGUCUUUGUAAAGUUCGGUAGCAUAGAUCUCACGUAUCUGUUGCAACACCGGUAUGAUCCCGCUUUUGACGCUGCUGUACGCGGAAGUAGUCUGCGCGACCUAGAAGAUCUCCUGGACAGUCGCGUGACCCAGGGUCCCGUAAGGAUCACGUACACCAACGAGCAACACUUCAAAGUGAUCGCCAAUUAUUUGGGUAUCAUGGACGAUUUCAAGGCGGGGGUUCCCCGUACUGCUUAUAAGGGCAUUGUCAGUACUUACUACCACGGGGUUCGCGUGUUCAUUGUGCCACGUGCGCAGCAGACGACCAGCACGCUGUUGCAGCGUGCUCGCAGUAACGAAGCUGUUUCUGGAUAA